AUGACCGGCCUCUCUUCAUCGCCCAAACCCGCUCAGGCCGCUUCUCACUCCUUGCUUGCCGACCCCAGCCCGCCCAAUACCACCAAGGACGCAGUCCAUGCACCGAUGCAACAGAAAAUGACCGCGAUCCUGCCAUGCAAUGAUCUCGACGCAGCCCAGCGCUUCUUCGAGCGUCUCGGCUUCACGCUCAACGAUAGCAGCUGGGACGAGUACCGCAUGUUGAGUGACGGAUACGGGGGACACAUCCACCUUAGCCCUGCGGCCGAGGGCUGGCUGGUACCGGGCCGUAACCCAUUCGGGUUGUAUCUACAUCGUGAGGACGUUGAUGCCCUGGCCACCGAAUUCGCGAGCGAUAUCCUCGAGCGGGAAGGGGUCAGCGAUAAACCUUGGGGCAUGUAUGAGUUCUCUCUCAAUGGGCCAGAUCAGACGCUCGUGCGUGUGGGUUGGCCUAGCCGACUUCGACGAGGUGCCCAACAAGAUGUUAAGACCUAA
Molecule: messenger RNA, 492 nt
Organism: Thyridium curvatum
Lineage: Eukaryota; Fungi; Ascomycota; Sordariomycetes; Thyridiales; Thyridiaceae
Exons: 1
Coding region: 1-492 (163 amino acids)
Source: RefSeq, a predicted model, not a curated record